AUGACUCCCAAUCUCGUCAAGCCCACGGCCAGCAAACAUGAUGAGGAACAAUUAGGCCUGCUCACAGUCGCCUUCGAGCUUCGGCUCAACCUCUACGACAUGCUAUUUCGCCGUUCUGAGCCAAUAAAGCUUGUGAUCACUCCUGAGGGUAGAUUCAAAGCACUCAAUGUCUCGUCGGCGCAGUUUCCCCUGCAGCUACUCGCAACCUGCAGAAAGAUCUACAUCGAGGCAUCUCCGAUUGUCUACCAAUGCAACAAGUACACAAUGUCUUGGGAUAUAUUCCCUGUGCCGACUCUUCUCCAGCCAGGAAUCAGCGACUAUUUGAGGUCGAUAGAGAUCGACUGCAUUUCGGGAGAUGUCUGGGGCUAUGUCCAAGCAGUCAAGUCAUUGACUGGCAAUGCACGCGGACUACAAGAAGUCAACUUCAUCUUCCACGGCUCAGGCAGAUUCAUGGCUGCAGCUGUUGAGAUCUCAAAUGCCAUUGCAGCUUGUUCGCCGAGUUUUGGAGUACCAGUUCUCCAGGCCGUCAUUACUCCGCUAGCACGUGAUGAUCUAGGCGCGACGACGAAAUAUCUUCCACCUCUUGUUGAAGAUAUCCACAAGUCACUGAAGAAGGGCCGAGGCAAGCUUCAGAACAUCAUUGAACAUGGAGGUCCUCCAGACACGCAGCUGAUCACCACCACCGAUGCCCCCAAACUGCGCGUCAUUAGGUUGGUUGGUACGGUGUCCCGUUCUCUCAAAUCAACGUUUGAGAUGCACAGAUGUUCGACUGGCCAAUGUGGGUUUGUCAUGGAUCGAGAGAAAGUGGUGCAGGCAGCCGCGGUUAUUGGGGCCGAUCUGCGUCGAUACUACUACACCUGGAAGCAUAUUGGUGGUCCUGCAAUCGAGGUUGACCCCAACAUGCUCCAGUGGUAUCCGGAGCUCCCUGAGAAGGACAAGCAGACGAUCAAGGAAUUCAUGUUGUCUCUGAGCAUGGGGAUUGACCACCCCACGACGAACACUGACGCAGAUGGCCUGGCUACGGAUGGCACAGAUUCGGAAGGUGGAAGUAAAUCCAGCCAGCUGCAGCAACAACGUGGGACUGCUUCUGGCCUCACAGCGUCGAACGGAGGUGACGAUAGGUUGCAUGGUGGAAUGGCGCAUGCUGCCCAUUUAUUCUCAGCUUUGGCCAUCACUAAUUCGGUGACCGACCAGCCUGUUUCUGCAUUCCAACCGGCCUCCACCAUGGGAUUUGCGGUUCAUAACGCCGCUGCACAGACCACUGCCGCUGCAGACACCCAGGAGUCAACCAGCAAUGUCAACAACAACGGUAAUACACAGCAUACUCCCGAGGAUUACUGGGAAGGUGUAGAAGCUGUUGACCCUGACAGUACUUCAGAGGAUGAGGAACCGAACAAUGCCACGCAGGAGGCAGAGGCACUUCUUCGUGACGGCAGUCCACCGAACGAGGACGCCAACGACGCCACGCAAGCGGAAGAGGCAUCGGAAACCCGUCACAAUGUGCCAGCUGGCGAAACGCUCGGUGCCCAGCUUCUGCAGCUCCCAGCCGACCCCGGCCCGGACAGAUUGCAAGAGUGGGUGACGGAAAUGCGCGACCGUGUCGCGAAGUACGUCGAGAAGCGUGCCGACCCUUAG
Messenger RNA from Capronia coronata CBS 617.96, 1635 nucleotides. RefSeq lists its product as uncharacterized. Bases 1 to 1635 code for a protein of 544 amino acids. The record is from RefSeq and is a predicted model, not a curated record. Lineage: Eukaryota; Fungi; Ascomycota; Eurotiomycetes; Chaetothyriales; Herpotrichiellaceae. The transcript has a single exon.